CGAGCGACCCAGGGUAGCCGCAGGUGCCGCCGGCCUCCGCAGCCGCAUCCCCAGGUAGGCGCUGCCUCGGCCAGUGCAAGCAUCCCGGGGCAGCUGGAAAGACUGAGGGAAGGAGCGGACCGGCUGAGUUUUCGGGACCUGUUUUGAGCAAGAUGAGUGUUUCUGCCAGGAUAAUGUAACUGAAGCAUCCAAGUCAGUGAAGACUUGAACAUGGGAGCCAACACUUCAAGCAAAGCACCUGUGUUCGAUGAAAAUGAGGAUGUCAACUUUGACCACUUUGAAAUUUUGCGAGCCAUCGGGAAGGGCAGUUUUGGGAAGGUUUGCAUCGUUCAGAAGAAUGAUACCAAGAAGAUGUAUGCCAUGAAGUAUAUGAAUAAACAAAAGUGUGUGGAGCGCAAUGAAGUGAGGAAUGUCUUCAAGGAGCUCCAGAUUAUGCAGGGGCUCGAACAUCCUUUCCUGGUGAACUUGUGGUACUCCUUCCAAGAUGAGGAAGACAUGUUCAUGGUGGUGGACCUUCUUCUUGGUGGGGACCUGCGUUAUCACCUGCAGCAGAAUGUUCGCUUUCAGGAAGACACCGUGAAGCUCUUCAUCUGCGAACUGGCCCUGGCUCUGGACUACCUGCAGAGCCAACGUAUCAUUCACAGGGAUAUGAAACCUGACAAUAUUUUACUUGAUGAACACGGACACGUGCACAUUACAGACUUCAACAUUGCUGCCAUGCUGCCCAAGGAGACGCGAAUCACCACCAUGGCUGGCACCAAGCCUUACAUGGCACCUGAGAUGUUCAACUCCAGAAAGGAAGCAGGCUACUCCUUUGCUGUUGACUGGUGGUCCCUGGGAGUGACGGCAUAUGAACUGUUGAGAGGCCGGAGACCAUAUCAUAUUCGUUCCAGUACAUCCAGCAAGGAAAUUGUGCACAUGUUUGAGACGACAAUUGUGACCUACCCUUCUGCCUGGUCGCAGGAGAUGGUGUCCCUUCUUAAAAAGCUACUUGAACCUAAUCCAGACCAACGGUUUUCUCACUUGACGGACAUUCAGGACUUCCCUUACAUGAGUGAUAUGAAUUGGGAUGCAGUUCUGCAGAAAAGGCUCAUUCCUGGUUUUAUUCCUAAUAAAGGCAGGCUGAAUUGUGACCCCACCUUUGAACUUGAAGAAAUGAUUUUGGAGUCCAAACCUCUUCACAAGAAAAAGAAGCGCCUUGCAAAGAAGGAGAAGGAAAUGCGGAAAUGUGAUGCCUCCCAGAAAUGUCUUCUUCAAGAGCACCUUGAUUCUGUCCAGAAAGAGUUUAUCAUAUUCAACAGAGAAAAAGUAAAAAGAGAUUUUAAUAAAAGGCAAGCAAAUCUAGCUCUGGAACAAACCAAACCUACCCAGGAAGAGGACGGCCAGAAUAACAACUUGUGAAGGCCUUAACGUUUGCUUCUUGGGAAAUGUUCUGCACCUGACCAUAAACUUCUGAUUAUUAUAUCAAGAAGAGCUACCUUCACGCUUGCCACUCCACAACUCGUGACUUAGAAUCUGAAUGAAUAUCCCACGAAGGAGGCAGCACUGUUUAGUGCAGAGUCCUGGGCCCAAGCUCCUCGGGUCUCCUUUCACUGUGACUAGUUAGAUUAACCACGUCCACUGCUGCUUCAGUUACCCUUUGACUAGGAAAGUCUUAUGCACAUGAACUAUUCUUUGCAUUGCUAGUGCUACAAUCAUUACUGUACACAGCCUUUAUUUUAUAUUUUAAGAUUAAUACUUGAAUGUAGAUUUAUUUUUUCAUUCCUUAUGAUUACACUGUGACACUGAGCCUCUUCAGAACUAGAGAAUUUCAUAAAGAGGUCAGAAUCCUGAAGCCUGACUGGAUAGGAAGAAAGAAUUCCUCAGGAAUAAAUGCAUAAGGUCAGAUUAGGACUUGCAAGAUUCACAGGACUUUCCAGUGGGUGCAGGAGUUAAUACCAUAUCAAUACCUGUCAGCUAGUGAGAUCCUGCUGAAUAUAUGGACCUCCAACUUCCUUUUCAGCAAUGUAGUCUUGGUCAAUUGAUCUUGGUAAUGAUGGACAUUAGUAAAUGCUACAAACAGGGACACAUUUGCUUUUCCUUUCAAUAAACCAGCUGUAAAAUGCCACAAUCCUCUUGGCACACACCAUUGAAGACUAGUUUCCCCUGAAGAUUAUGAGAGAUCCACUUUUGGAGAAGAUCAGAUAACACUUCCACACCACGGAAAGCAGAGUUACUUCAUAGUUCAGUGAAAUUGACCUUUACAGGAGAAUUAUAUUAUAAAUUAAAGUGAGUUUGGAAGACAGUUAAAUUUACCCUUGAAAAAUCCUUAACUUCCUAUAACACUUUUGUUAGCUAAAGCUGGCUUAGUAAAUUGUUCUUUUAUGAAACAACUGACUGGUUUUACUUUGUUAGGUCCUUUGAUUUUACUUUUAGCAACACAAGCAUGCUGAUAAUUUACACAUGUCUUUUAUAGAGUUAAAUGUAGACCAGCAGGAUACACACACAUCAAGUGGUCAAAGUCCUGGAAACUGAAGGCUCCCACAUUGUUCUCACUGUAAAUCAGUUGGCAGAACUACCUAAUUAUUUACAAUGUCAUUGAUGCUUUGGUUUCUUUUCUUUAUAUCGCACUUAUUUGAAAAGUUGAGUUCACCUAAGUGUGCAUAUGAUGCAACUCCGCUGUACUGAUGUAAGCAAGGUCUCUGCAGCAGAAUCCACUUUUGCCUGCGCACUGGUGACACUGCUAGAGUGAAAAUGUGAGGGCUUUACAGAGGACUGCUUUUUCUGCUGGCAGCUUAAGCCAUCAACACUUGCGAGUAUGAGUAUGGUCUGCACUACAUGGCAGUAAGCUGGCAAGAGAGGGGGCCUGGAACCCAUUCGGGAAGGCACAGGAGGAAGUCAACUAAAGAAGGAAGAAGAGAUAGGGCUGUGCCUGCAAUACCAGAGAGCCCCGGAGGGAGUUCACACUGGAGUCACAAAGUCUGUGAAAGGCCUAGAGCUGAACUUAAAAUCAGCAUUUAUGAUUUUCUCUCCACUGAGUUGAAUGGGUCCCUAAUUCCUGGUAUUGCUUGGAAAUAGUGCCUCUCUACUCAAAGGACAACCAUAUUUUUGAUGAAGAAUUAAAAUCAAGUUUUUUCAUCUGUUGUUCUCUACUGUUCUUAAACAUUAUUUGUAUGCAUUUUGAGUUUGUCCCAACACCAUAAACUCAAAGCACUUUCUCUGACUUACUUGAGGGUGGGUCAAACACAGUGGCAAUAUGGAUGACCAGAUUCUUUUUCAGGUUGGCACCUCCACUUGCACGUUCAGCUUCCACUCUCUGUGUGUCCUUACUAGAGCCUCGAAGAGCUGUGGACUCACCUUCCCCUUGCAUGAUUCCUCCUCUCAGUUUGUGCUUGCUUUUUCCAAGUGAGCAGCUUUUAGAACUGGUUAGUAAAGACCAGCAGGGCCAGAGGGGGCUCUGUGAGGGUGGUAGUCAGGCCUGUGGGCAGUUCGUUCAUGUCUGCACUUGAAGGUAGGAUAGGAACACAUGCAUUCUCUGUAGUUUGAGUCCCUAGUCUUUAUUCCCAGCGAGUAGCUUUGUUCCUCGGACACCACUGUUGGCUUUCUGAACCUUGGACACAGAUUGAAAGACAGUGUAAGUCAGUCAGCUUUCUGGGGCUGUCAGAUAAGUGGCACACAGAGUGCUUUGAGCUAGAGAAAAAAGUACUGGUGUGAAGUUAGCAGUAGAAUGUUGUUUUGCUUGUACAAAGCCCUCGGUUUAAGCCUCAGUCUUGUGAGAAUCAAAAUCACUGCAUUAGGCAGGACUGAUGAACUGGUACUAAGUGCACCAUGCUGCUGUGCAUUUUACAGAACAAAGGUUAAAACAAACAAAUCAAAACCUUUCCUAAAUUCCUACUGGUUUGGUUGCUGCAAUUAGAUCAUUUGGGUUUGUUCCAUAACUUGGGGUAGAUGGAACAUGUCUCACAUAGAUUUGUGACAGGCUUAGGGAUAAAAACUUGAGAAAAUAGGUAACUGCUGCAUCUUUUUGUCUAUGAUUCUUGGAACUUUCUUUCAGUUUCCUUCUUUACUUGUACAGAACAUCUGAGAGAUCCAAGCAGGGCUUGAAAGCCAGUAUGUCAUAGAAGUAACAGUCUUGCACUGUAGCAGUGACCUGGAGUGGAGGGGUGGGAAGGCUAGCCAUGGGGCAACCCUGACCAUGAUCCUCACUCCAGGAAGGCAAUGCUCUGAAGGGCAACAUCCUGGGGCAGCACUGCUUACGACUGAGCUCAUUCCUAGGGCAGUAAUGAACGUUAAGCAGCACAGAGCAUUGCUGAAUUAAUUACAGUAAUCUAGGUUAGGCUUUGCUUCAUAGGAAAUUUUAAACCAGAAAUGACUACAUUUCCUAUCAUUGUGAAUUUCCUAAUGGAUAGACGAAUAAGUAACUAGGAAGAGAAUUAAUGUACUCAUUAAUAGACCAAUGUUGCCAUUGUUUGUGGUUGACGUACUCAUAAAAAAAACUGCAGUGCUUCAAAAACUGAGUGAAAAGGCACAAAAAUAAUAUUUGUUUUUGAACUCAGCUGUUUCUGUAUUCUGUCUACACGAAAUUCUGCUCCCUACUUCUGUCUACCUGUGACACCUGUCACUGUGAGUUGUGUAUCUGACUGAUACAUUGAUGUUGAAACUGCAAACUUCAUUUUUCUGUGCUUUUAUGAACUGAUCUGGCAGACCUUGAAUGGGAA
Molecule: messenger RNA, 4697 nt
Organism: Jaculus jaculus (lesser Egyptian jerboa)
Lineage: Eukaryota; Metazoa; Chordata; Mammalia; Rodentia; Dipodidae
Gene: Stk32a
Product: serine/threonine kinase 32A
Exons: 13
Coding region: 211-1401 (396 amino acids)
Biological process (GO): G protein-coupled receptor signaling pathway; protein phosphorylation; regulation of signal transduction
Molecular function (GO): ATP binding; G protein-coupled receptor kinase activity; G protein-coupled receptor binding
Source: RefSeq, a predicted model, not a curated record